AUGUCGACAUCGUCAGAAGCAAAUCGAAAGCCAUCGAUUACAUCCUAUAUUAAUUUGCCAUUAUUUGAUGAAUCUGAAAAAAAUCAAUUAGAUGACAACGACAAUGAACAAUCAGAAAUAAACGGCAAUAAACCAUCAACAGGCAAUGAUGAUACAUUUAGUUUUCGUGAUCAGCGCAGUAAAUUGAAAUCUUUGGGCAAUCUUUCGCAUCGAUCAUCGGUAACAAAAACACCAACGAAUACGACACGAGAUAUCUUCACUCGACGACGUGCUCUAGAUCCCAUCGAACAACAUAAUCUCAAAACCUAUGUACUCCAUCGAAAAAACAGUAUUGUUGAACACAUUAUUGGUUAUAACUAUGAUGAUAAUUCCAUCGUUGGUGGUCUUUAUACUCGUGUAGGCAUCGGAAUGAUUCAUUCGAGUCUAUCAAUUUCAAGUAAUUUGGAAAAUCGUUCAUGUACACGAUGGACAGCUGUUUCACAUGGUCGUUAUUGA
Messenger RNA from Rotaria sp. Silwood1, 495 nucleotides. The record is from the annotation of a GenBank genome assembly. Lineage: Eukaryota; Metazoa; Rotifera; Eurotatoria; Philodinida; Philodinidae.